CUGUCUCGUCGCUCUCGCGAAUCUCGCAAGCAAGCUCGUCUACCUUCCGCGCAUGCGUGGAUUUGAAUUCUGAGUCGGGAUUGUAAACCCGGACAAAUCGCGGAAGUUGUGAAAAACCGCCUGGUCAGGAGCACAAAAACAGGACAUGUCCGGGGAAAACCGGACGAAUGGUGAGGGACAGUACUAAAGAAUGGAGCAAGUGAGCCAUCCAAGAUCAGCACCCUAUACUCACAAGCUGGAUCCUACCUUAGAGAGGCACUUUAAGGGACAUAAGAAUGCAAUCACAAGUGUUGACUUUAAUCCAGACCUGAAACAGUUGGUCUCUGCUUCCCUGGACACUUAUGUCAUGAUAUGGAACCUUAAGCCGCAAUCUAGAGCUUAUAGAUUUGUGGGCCACAAGGAAGCGGUGACAAGUGUACAUUUUUCUCCUUCUGGGAAUUUGGUGGCAUCAGCCUCACAAGAUAGAACAGUCAGACUGUGGAUUCCCAGUAUUAAGGGAGAAUCAACUGUAUUCAGAACCCAUACAGCUUCAGUUCGCAGUGUGAACUUCUCGAGUGACAGCCAGAAGUUAGUCACAGGAUCAGAUGACAAAACUAUCAAGGUGUGGAGUGUCCAUCGCCAGCGCUUUUUAUUUUCUUUAACACAGCAUACAAACUGGGUCCGUUGUGCCAAGUUUUCACCUGAUGGAAGGCUAAUAGUCUCUUGUAGUGAUGACAGAACAGUUAAAAUAUGGGACGCUGCAAACAAAUUGUGUAUAAAUACUUUUGCUGAUUAUGGCGGCUUUGCAAACUUUGUAGACUUCAAUCCCACUGGAACAUGUGUGGCUUCAGCAGGCUCUGAUAACACAACACAGAUUUGGGAUAUUAGAACAAACAAGUUACUGCAGCAUUAUCAAGUUCACAGUGGUGCAGUUAAUACUUUGACAUUCCAUCCUUCUGGCAACUACCUCAUUACUGCUUCGAAUGAUGGCACUUUGAAGAUUUUAGACCUUUUGGAAGGGAGGCUUAUUUAUACACUUCACGGGCAUGAGGGUCCUGUUCUUUCUGUAGCUUUUUCCAGAAGUGGAGAACAUUUUGUUUCCGGUGGGAAUGAUGCUCAGGUACUACUUUGGAAGACAAAUUUUGAUGCAUUUAAUUACAAAGAUGUUUUAGAAAACCACAGGAAAAGAACAAACCCAGACCCACCCCCACACCUAACUGAUAUACGUCCAAGGUCAGCGCACAUGCAUACUGCCAGAAAUCCAUCAAUUGAAAUCAAUCCAAGACUUGCUAUAGCAGACACACAAACAUCAGAUCCCUCUGUGAUAGAUAUCGGGGUUCCUUUGUUUGCACAGGCUCAGAGGGGUACAUCCAGAAUUUCAAGAUACUUUGCUGAACCCAGGGAUGUGAAGAGUAACAAGAAUCUUCAGUUCCCGUCAACCUCAGAGAUGUCAAGUAUCCCAAGUAGAUUGGAACAAGGUGAAGAGAUUGAGAGUCAGCCAGUGACAUUCCCUUUAGAGGAACAGACCGGUGUCCAGUCUCUUGUCGCCAGCACUUUAGAACACAUUGUUGAACAACUGGAUGUACUGACACAGACUGUUUCAUUGCUGGAACACCGACUAACACUGACUGAAGACAAGCUGAAGGAAUGUCUUAAAAAUCAGCAAAAGACUAUUCUGCAGAUAAGACAAGCUGACUGAGUGAUGCAGCAGUACACAAAUAAAUGGGAUGGAGAAUUCAAGGCAUUUCUGUUUGACUCUGUAAUAUCAUGUUUCCAGCUAAUUCUAGAACUGUACUGUGAACACUGUCCAUUCCUGAAUAGUGAUGCAGUGAAGAGUCUUUUAAAUUAAAGCCAUACAACAAAACCUAUUUUUAUUUAAAACCAUGGACACAUUGCCACAGAAUACCUUAACUUUGUAAAUGUAAUUCGGCUGUAGAGAUUUGGUAAGGUAUUUUAGAUGAUGUAAAGUUGAGGUUACAGCAUUUUUUCAGAAUGCAUUUAUAUGUGUUGCACUUCUAGGAAGUUAUUUUUUUCAUGAAAACUGCUGGGUCAGUGAAUUCAAUAGGAAUUACUAAUUUUUCACGUUUGUGUAUUUAUAAUUGAAUGUCAGUAAUUUUACCUUGUAUUUUUGCACAAUAUAAUAUUGCUUUUAAUUUUACUAAUAAAGCUGUUUUGUAAGCCUA
Messenger RNA from Protopterus annectens (West African lungfish), 2162 nucleotides. It is a transcript of the gene POC1B, whose product is annotated as POC1 centriolar protein B. Gene Ontology annotation, biological process: cilium assembly. Bases 191 to 1678 code for a protein of 495 amino acids. NCBI's taxonomy places the organism in Eukaryota, Metazoa, Chordata, Ceratodontiformes, Protopteridae. The record is from RefSeq and is a predicted model, not a curated record. Gene Ontology annotation, cellular component: centriole; ciliary basal body. The transcript has 13 exons. Gene Ontology annotation, molecular function: protein binding.